Priapulus caudatus is the source of this 4963-nucleotide messenger RNA. RefSeq names its product ankyrin repeat and fibronectin type-III domain-containing protein 1-like. The record is from RefSeq and is a predicted model, not a curated record. Gene Ontology annotation, biological process: signal transduction; regulation of establishment of bipolar cell polarity; establishment of mitotic spindle orientation. Lineage: Eukaryota; Metazoa; Priapulida; Priapulimorpha; Priapulimorphida; Priapulidae. The transcript is spliced from 13 exons. Gene Ontology annotation, cellular component: spindle. Bases 430 to 2010 code for a protein of 526 amino acids.
UGACAAGUACUUCGUGCGAGUACAGGCCGGCAACAUGAAGGGACUGAGCAAGCCCCAGUCCACCAAUCCCCCGUUCGCCGAGCCUUCCAGCUGGAGAGAUGUUGACCAUCGGCCGUCUAGACUUGCCGAAAAGCUGGACACCCUAGAUGACUUGCUGUCGCAGCUGCAUACUUACCGAGAGACGCACCACACCGAGAGGCAAUUCAAAGAGUCGAGCAUAUCGCCGAGUAGCAGACGGAAGACGAACAUGCGCAAGAGUCUCAAAAACAUCUUCUCCAACACGACAAAGUUCCAGAAGCAUCUGCGCAGGGGUAUUACGCUUGCCGCUGCGUGCUGUAUUGUGAGGACCAGUGUGUGGCGUGUCGAACACGUGAAAAGAGCUCCUGCCCAUAAGUGGAGGUGGACGAUGGUAUCCACGCUCCAUGCACAAUGACUUCCACUGGAAUGAUGAAGGUUGCCUGUACGUGGGAAGACGUGAAACAGCUCAGGCAAGACAUGGACAAGGGCUCGCACUCAACCGCCCUCCACUGUAGAAGCAAGUUGCUGCAGGCAGCCAUGCACCUACAGACUGCCGUCGGCCUGCAGGACCUUGGCCAGCUCUACUACCAGCCGAUUAAGGACAACAGCGGCACGGUUGUCCUGGUAACCGUCAACAGUGUGUCGGACAUGAAAAACAUCAACUCGUCUAACGUAAAGUGGAUGUCCGUGCACAAGCUGCUGCGGCGACUGCAGCCCAACACCGACCAGAGCUCGGCCCACGACAUUCUCUUCAUGUCGCUGCCAGAGAAGGUCAACUAUCACCGGGCGUGUCAUCAGGUGUUGGAUCGGGGUCUGUACCUGGGCUAUCUGAAGCUACGGAGCUCGGUGGACCUGCUGCGCGUGCUCGUGCGCGAAAACACACCCAACGUGCUGCCGCACGUCAAGAUUCGAACCAAUCCACACGUGUCUAGAGUGGAGUGGGAGUGGCUGCAAAAUCUCGAUGCCAAUCAGGUGAAAGGUCCACCGACUGCAGUGCAGCAAAGAUUCCAAGAGCUCAUCAAAGAUGCGACCGUUCAGCUGCUUGAAGAGCUGGGGGUUACUGAAGACCAAGCAGUCAGCCACAGGUUGUACGACGUCGAGGUGGUGGAGUUGUCACAUGACGUCACCUUCCUCCUGCUGCUGCCACCGAUGGAGGAGGUGUGCUCCGUGCCAGGACAGAGCGACCACCUUGCUCACCGAGAGGGCUUCCUCUCUCUGCCCGUGCAGAUCUUCGAAAUGAUUCACAUGUGCACAUAUCAGAAGCCGUUUAUCUGUCGCUACUCGCGCCUGUCUUCGCUGCUGGAGAUGAACUCGCUGAUGGCACAACACGCGCACAGAGAGGCGUUCUCUCCGACCGAGCUGAGCACGGCGAAGGAUCGCGUGCGCGAGCUGCAGACCAUACAGAACUGCCUCGACGACGCGUGGAAGGGUCGACGUUGGAUCAUGGACGUGCUGACGUACGCGCGCGACAAGCAGGUGAAGGGCGGCGUACCGCUGGGCGUGCUCUACGCGCCGCCACCGUCGCCCAACGACAGUCCGAUGGUCGACCACCGACUCGUUUCGUCGUCGUCCGCCACCACUACCUCCGAGGAUCACGGUGUAAUCGCCACUGAGUUUGCUGACCUGGGCGAGGAGAAGACGCGCUUGCCAGGCAUCCUGCGCAUCUACGCCGCCUACGACACCGGUCUGGCACGAGGCACGAGCAUCAAGCUGCAUGUUACACCGCGGACCACCGCACGCGAGGUCAUCAAUCUCGUCGUGCAGCAACUCAACAAGACCGUGCUCAUGAAGGGACUGUCGGAACCCAUCUAUACGGAGGAGAAUCUCGGCGACUUCUGCCUGGUGGCCGUGAUCGGAUCGCGGGAGCGCUGCAUGCCCGACGACUACCAGCCGCUGCAGUUGCAGAACCCGUGGACGAAGGGCCGCCUGUUCGUGCGCCUGAAGACCAACCUUCUAGCAGCGAUAGAACACGGCAAUGCCACCGCCGUCUAGCGCACAAUCGAGAGCUUAUCGUAUCAUAUAUUAUAUUCGGGGAGGGGGGUCUAUGUCAGGCAUUUAACGCAGAGUCUAGAGGCAAACGUCACACUGUGUGCGUGUGUGUGUGUGCAUCCCGCGCUAUUACGUCAUGGUCCGUAGCUUGGGAGGACGGUACUGCCCCAAACUCCACGACAGAUGGCGCUCUUGCUCUGGCUCCUGAGUUGUACGAAGGGGGCGCGGCAUGCGGUUUGGUACUGCCCAUGUAGGCAGCUCACCACUCUCGCUAUGCUAUCUAGUGAUUUGCAUCUAGUGUCUAGUAUGCGAACAACAUCCGUGUGUUCGCAUAUGGGCGCAGCGUUUCCUGCGUCAUUGCUAAAACCCGGCAACUUCCCCCGCCAACUACAUGCCGUAGAUCGUGCGUUUUGGAUGAUCUAAAAUGUUCUACAUAACUGUCGCUGAUGCUGAAUUAGAGACAAACAUGUUUACAUCCGUAUGCAUGUCGCAUGGAAGGAGAGCGAGAGAGCGAGAGACCCCCCCUAUACCUUACACAUGUGACGAAAGCAGUCGAUUGAAUCUGUUAUGCGUAACGCUUAAUCGAGAAAGAUUAUUAUGUUGAUGUGAAAUCUGACGAUGCCCGAACAAAAACCAAAGUUAUUGUUUGAAUUGUAUAUUGUGAAUCGUUAGUUCUUUUUUGUCUGGAUAAAGUAGUGUUAUGUUACAGUAUUGCAUUUAUCACUGAACGGUAAUUUCUAUUUAUUUUGCCUUCAUUUUAAGAUCUGUAACAGUUCCAUCUAUGUUCUAUGUGCAUGAGGUUUAGUAGUUUGUCGUUUUUUAUCAGUAAUUUUAGUCGACAAAUUAGACAUAAAUGCAUCUUCUAUUAUGUGUUUACUCUUGUUUUCCCUCGACUGGCAACUAUCAAAUCAAAAUGUAAAAGAUAGUAAAAUUUAUCUUACAUAGGUGAAAACAAGUUCCAAGAUAGCAGCAGAUUCUCUUUAAUUGUUAAAACUAUUUUUUAUCUUAAAACCUCCAUAUUUACUCCGCGCAGGACUCGUUCACUCCGCAGAUCAUGUGAGAAAGAUCAUGCUUGGUUGGCUAGCUCAUGAAAACUUCAGGCGUAGAUGGCCAUUCCAUGCAUCUGCAGUCAUCGUCCGUCUAUUCCCGAAAAACAGUGAUAGUUCAUAGAAAUUGCAUAGUUCAGUUAAAAAAAUAUGCCAGUUUUCAUGUUUCAUCGAAUGAUGGUGCUUCUAGGAUUUGUUCACAUUUAUUUUAAGGGGGGGGGGGUGAGGGAGGGGCGGGAGUUGUAUGUGCCACUGAGGCUAGCACCCGCUCGACUGUUCUGAUGUAUAUAAUAUAAUCAUGUGAAAUAAGAACGAGGAUGAAUGCUAUCUUAGGUCAUUCCAAACGUUAGGUAAGAAACAAACAUGGCCUGCUAUUACCGUUGAUAAUCCCAAUUCGUAUUUAUUUUGUUUAUAAUGUGUCGAGCAAGUAGGUAUAGUAUUCUAAUUUACGACAUUCCAUUUUAUUCGAUUAGUAAUAAGCAGCUAUUUUAUUAGACACUCGUGCGUGGCGUUAUGUUAUGGCCCUAUCGUUAAUGAGCAUUCGGGUUUAAAAGAUGCUUAAGUCAAACGAGUUGCACAAGUUAAUAUAACCGUUGUAAAUACGUAGAAUAUUUAGAAUAGACGUAGAAUAGACAAACCCGUACUAGUAAUUAGCUAUUAGUAUAUACACAUACACAUACAUAUAUCUAUAUCUAUAUCUAUAUACAACAUUGCGUCUGCGUUUUAUAGCUGAUUGUCUUUCCGUGUGAUCACUCUAGAGAGACCGUCUCGAUAGAAGCAAUGUGCGGCCAUGUACGAUCUCCAGUCGGUUCUCAUCAGUAUUACAUUUCAUGCCAAAAAAGGUUCACUAUAACGUUUUUCCGUCGAGCCAAACAGACAGGGGACUUUACCACAUCCGUUCGGCCGUUCGUAACCCGGACGAAAACGCCGCCCGAUGACGUCAUCCUGCCCCUAAGUCGUCACGAGGUCGCGUCGCUGGGGGGGGGUGGUAGUUUUGUAAUACGUCACGGUGGCCGUUCUCGAUGUACCCAGCUCGCCCACACUACUCCACGGCUAUAUUACGGACGGUGGGUAUUAGACCUACUCAUGUGGCCCUUCGCCCUCUCCACCCAACGAGGGCCUGUUGAAGGGCUACACUGGUAGUGAUGUGUCUAUACAUCCGUGGCGCAGGGUCCAAGACGGUUGUGCUGAGAUAUCCUAUAAUAUACUCAUAUGGUACAUAAUAUAAUAUACUAAUAUAUAUAUAUAUAUAUAUAUAUAUAUAUAUAAUGUAGUAUUAUGGGAUAUCUCUUCGUCGGGGCUACGUACUGGGUGGCGGUUGCAGCCAUGCUAUGUGUCUGUCGGUGUUUCUGUGUGUCACGCUAGCUUAUGUGUGUAGACCGUCAUUCUAUCACUUCGUAGCAUAGCUCUACCUUAUUAGCAACAUGGGGGGAAUGUCGUGCCAUGAAGGGGGCUGGCUGGCUACGCGGGCACAGCUAUUACUAGCACUGUAUUGUCGCAGGUUCGGAGAGAGAAGUGCGUCUUGCGCCUCUAUUCGGCAGCUUUGUAUAUAUGUAUAACCAGCUCGUAGUAGCUGGCUAGAGCAUAAAUAUUUUACAUCUGCAGUGUACAGUUGUUAAUGUAUGAUGUACGUUUCCUGCAUAAUGACCUAAGCUUACGCCAGUACAAGAUGUAUGUAUGUAUGUAUGUAUGUAUUUAUGAAUGUAUGUAUAUACGUGUACAGGCAGGUAUGCGUAGGCUGGCUGUGCUGUCGGGGAAGGCAAGAUACGGGCGCGUUAGUGAAGCGUUAUUAGCUAGCAUAUAGUUAGCUAUAUUGUAGCUAGUUAGCUACAUUGUACACAUGUAUUAUGGUCUACGUUUACGUGUGUCAGUGGUUAAACUGACAAUAAAUCUGUUACUUAUUGUAGAAA